Messenger RNA from Dentiscutata erythropus, 1104 nucleotides. The record is from the annotation of a GenBank genome assembly. Lineage: Eukaryota; Fungi; Glomeromycota; Glomeromycetes; Diversisporales; Gigasporaceae.
CAUCAUUACAGAAAUAUAUAUUAAUGAACAAAGUCUUACGGUCUUACUGGCAGAAACAAAUUUUUCUCUUGAACGUCUUCCAGAACUUGGUGACAACAUAUUUGGAGCUAUCGAAUCAAUUCAUGGUUUAAAAUUAUAUUGUGUAUCACUAUGUCAAUUAGGGUCACUACCAAGACUUUGGAAAAAUGGUAAAAAAUUAUUGAAUUCCAUGUUAUGUAAGAAAGCAUUUGAGUUUGGAAAAUUAAAUGUCAUGCAUGUUAGAAUGAAUGCUGUGGAUACUAUUAUUGAUCUUCCAAUUGGAGAGGAUGUUAUUACUGGAGUUUGGGGACCAAGUUCUUCAACAGCUAGACAAGAGCUUACUAAAGAGUUGUCAGCAAUACGUCGCCCACAAGUAACAAGAGUAGAAAAUCCUCAAGAAGUUAUAGAUGAACGUACCGGAACCAACAUGUUAAAGUUUCGUAGUAUAGUCGAUGUCCUAUUUUGGAGAUGUCAAGCGUCUCCAGAAGAAGAAGCUUACAAAACAAUAGAUAAAACAGGAAAAGAAAUUAAAGUUCUUACAUGGAAAAAACUAUCAAUCAAAAUUGCCACAAUAGUAAAUUAUUUACAGCAGAAAAAAGGUUGCAAAGCAGGAGAUCAUGCAGUAUUAAUAUUUCAACACGGAAUAGAUUUCAUUGCUAGCGUUUAUGCAUGUAUGAUACUUGGUAUUGUGGCAAUACCUAUGAAUAAAAUAGAGAAUGAAAGAAUUAAUGAAGAUAUUCCUUCGUUAUGCGGAAUAAUUGAUGACUUUAAAGUUUCGUAUAUUUUGGUUAAUGCGGAAUCAGAAUCCAUAUUUAAAGGAAGGACAAUACAAAAUCUUCUUAAAGGGAACGCACAAAGUAAAUCUUCAAGUGGACCAACGGGCAGUAGUGCAGGAUCAGUUAAUAGUUUACCACCAUUAAUUAAUGUAUCAAAGGCACCAGCGUUUAAAAAAACAUUGAAAGAAGCUAAUUACUCAAUGCAAGAAGAAUGGUUAAAUCAAAAUUGGGCAGCGAUAGUGAUGUGUUAUUUUAGUGCAGAUCAACGAAGAUAUUGUGUUAGAUUUGGACAUGAUAAUUUGUUGUCACU